UGCUUAUUACAUGUAAUAAGUUUGAGAGGACUCUAGAGGUGUGAAAGCGAAUGCAAAAACAGCAUUGAAAACAUAACACUUACACGCACAAUGUCAUAAAUGAUUAGCGUAUGAAGCCGCAUGUAAAGGAAACUCGCUUCAAAGCACGUUUGAAUGCGUGAUCAGGCAUGGCCACAGUUUUGAAAAAAUCUUUCUGUGCAUGCCCUCGUCUCUUGGCUCUUGUCUUGGGGUACUAGCCACAGAUUCAGCUGGGAGAGGUCCCAGCUCCACACUGUACUAUGCUAUGAUUACUGACUUUCUGACACUGACUGUAUAUCAUGUACAUUAGGUCUUGGUAGUCAGAGUGCACAAUGUGACAAACACAAGUGUGAUGACCCAAAAUCAUUACCAAUGGACACAGCCUUGGUAUUGCUAAUCUCUAAUGUGAAAAAUCCAGUCAAUGUGUUUGGUGUCUCAAGCAACUGUCACAAGUGUGGUCUUCAGCUUAAAAAAGAAAAUUUGACAGCGCCACAUGGAUUUACAUAUAACAUAACAGUACCAACCAAUUUUAGUUUCACACUGGCUGUCUAUAAUGCCGUAACAAACAAAAUAGUAUGCCCCCCAGCACAGUACAGUUUUGAAGAACAUGGCUUGUAUUCUUAUAAGAUUCAUGCUGUUAAAGGAAAUAUAUCCUGUAAACUGGUAACUAAUGAAGAACCAGACAGUAAUGUCUACUGGCCUCUACUGUAUGCCUUUUUGGCUAUUUUGGGAGCUGCAAUUUUAUGGAAUAUGCUACUGUAUCUGUUGAGGAGGUACAACCUGUUGGUCAACUGGAAACUGUUUCAUGACAUAGAAAGUCUUAUAAAUGCAGACCUUGGAAGCCCCACUUUUAAUGGGCCCGAGAGUCCCAUGGAUCAUGAUGACAUGGUGUGUUGAUUAUGAUGUCUAUUUUGUUUUUUAGUUGAACAAAUAUUUUAUACUCUAGAGUGGAACCGUGGAACAGUGGAACCCUGCCGUUUGGCCACCUUGUUCUUAUGGCCCCAUCAAGAACUCAGCCAGUCUUUUUCAACCCCUUUAAUACAGCCAACUCAUUGAUAAUGUUAGAGUUUUGUAGGCCUUCGGUUGCUGGAUUAAAAGGGGUCUUCUGUUGUUUUUCUAUUAAUUACAAAAGAACUCUGUUAAUCUGGUCACCAACAGGCCACAAAAAUCUGGCUGUACUAACUGGGUGGCUGAAUUAAAGGGAUUCUUUAAAUUAAACAAGAAAAAAAAGAGUGACUGAACUUUUGUUUGGUUCAGAAAGAAGUGGCUAUAAUACCAAGGGGGCCAUAUUAAAC
Orbicella faveolata is the source of this 1313-nucleotide messenger RNA. Its product is annotated as heparan-alpha-glucosaminide N-acetyltransferase-like. NCBI's taxonomy places the organism in Eukaryota, Metazoa, Cnidaria, Anthozoa, Scleractinia, Merulinidae. The record is from RefSeq and is a predicted model, not a curated record.